Messenger RNA from Tilletiopsis washingtonensis, 1473 nucleotides. RefSeq lists its product as hypothetical. The coding region runs from base 1 to 1473 and encodes 490 amino acids. NCBI's taxonomy places the organism in Eukaryota, Fungi, Basidiomycota, Exobasidiomycetes, Entylomatales. The transcript has 3 exons. The record is from RefSeq and is a predicted model, not a curated record.
AUGUCACACUCCAGCAGCCAUUUCUUGAUGCUGCCGACCGAUGUGCAUGCCAUGAUCGCGGAUCAGCUUUGCGCGGACUCGUUGCUUCAACUGUCGCUCGCCUGCCAUCAAGCCAAGGACAUCUACGCGAAGCCGCUGGCGAGCUGCGCUAGCCUCUGUGGCGCCGAGCAGAUCUUGCGCUUCAUUCAACGCUGCUCAUCACAAGUGGAUGUCAGCCAGCGCGCACCGUGCUGCUCGUCCGGGCACCCGCUACCUCGCAAGCCCGCGGGCGAUGUGAAGGCGGCCAAGUCGCGGGCGGAGGCGAUCCGCGAUCUGGUGCUGUGGGAGCCUGGCACGCUGCACGGCUCCGAGACGAGCGAGCUGCUGCGCCUCCUCCACGCGCUGGAGGAAGAUCGGGGCCCGGUGGACGUCGCAGCAACUGGCGGCCUGCUCGGUGCCGUCGUGCGUCUGUGCCCGAAUCUGCGCGCUCUCACUGUCGCGCAGUCGUCGCUGCCCUUCAGCGCGCCGCUGGCGGUCGCGCUGUGCACUUGGGCCACGGACCUGCGACACCUGACCUUCAAGACGAAGCACUGCGACGUCGACUCGGUCGCCCUCGUCCUCGACUCGCUGCCGCUGCGCUCGCUCAACGUUUCGGGCCUGCGGACUUGCCCCUGCCGCGGCACCGCGGGCGUCAGCAAGGCAGCCAGUGACCUCGGUGACGCCAUCGCACGGGCGCCUGAGCUGCGCCGCCUCGUGCUGACUUCGAGCCGCGCAACGGCUGUGGCAGGUGGCUCCCUCUUCACGCGCAUGGCCAGGUCUUCCAACACAGUGCUCGAGUCGCUCGAGAUCCGGCGAUCGCCAGUCAGCGGGCCAGCUCUCGGCGCAUUCCUCGCCAGCCCGGCUGCAUCGCGCCUCUCGCACCUCUUCCUCGGCGGGCUCAAGCGCGUGUACGCGCGGCAUCUCAGCGAGGCACUGGAAGCGGCACACGGCGCACAGUCAAGCAUCGUGUCCAGCCACGCUGCCCUUGAGCUCGAGCUCGAUGGUCGCCUCUUCUCGCAAGACCUGCUGCGCAUGCUCGGCCACCGCAUCAGCCGACUGCGCGUCUUCGAGCCAAGCGUCCGUUGCCUGGAGCUGGUCAUGGACGCGCAACAGCAAGGCCGACUGCCGCGCCUCGCGCACGUCACUCUCCUGCCGCGCGAAGGACACGAGGCGCGCUGCCGGCAGGCCCUGCAAGCGUUCGAGCACGCAGGCGUGGCGCGUGCGGAGCUCGGCGACGAGGCGUGGACGGCAGUGCAGGCCGAGAAGCAGCAAAUGCGCGAGGCUGCACGGCUCGAGGAGGAGGCGCGCCUGCAGUCCGCAGCGAACGCCGCGACGGGCGACUGGGAGGCCGAUCCAGAGGGCAUGGUCUGGGGCGGCGGCGCGCUGGGCUGCAUGGGUGCGCUCGUGACGGAGGCGUGGUCCGGCGGCGGGGCGAUCGAUGUCUGGCGAGAAUAG